Molecule: messenger RNA, 1744 nt
Organism: Wyeomyia smithii (pitcher-plant mosquito)
Lineage: Eukaryota; Metazoa; Arthropoda; Insecta; Diptera; Culicidae
Gene: Rpn3
Product: probable 26S proteasome non-ATPase regulatory subunit 3
Exons: 1
Coding region: 151-1626 (491 amino acids)
Biological process (GO): ubiquitin-dependent protein catabolic process; regulation of protein catabolic process
Cellular component (GO): proteasome complex; proteasome regulatory particle, lid subcomplex
Molecular function (GO): enzyme regulator activity
Source: RefSeq, a predicted model, not a curated record
UAAUCGUUUGACAUUUUGACAACUCAAACAUUCGCCAGCCAUUGUAUCAUUGCAAAGCAAAAUUUUCAAACAGCAAACGUGCAGACGAUCAUUCUAAAAGUAUUUUUUCCAAUCAUUUCGUGACUAUUUUUUUGCUCAAAGACACUAAAAAUGGUAGUUACAAGUUCUGAACCUGCUAUUCAGGAUGUUGAAAUGGAAAGCGCGGAAGAUGCCGAAGCAGCCAAAAAAGAUGCAGAACUGAUGAAUAUUCAAGAGAUUCGAGAACACACCCGGCAAAUUGAUAAAGCUGUUGCCAACAAAGAACCAAGAUUCAUACUACGAGUUUUGCGAUCCUUGCCAAAUACAAGAAGAAAGUUGAGUUUGGUUGUAGUUCGGUCGCUUGUGGUACAGCUGUAUCCGGCAGGGGCCGAAAGAGAUGCUGUAUUAGCUUAUAUCGAAGAGUAUCCGGAUGGAACACAAGAGCCAGAGCUUCCGAGACCUCGAGCUGCAAUUAAGAGUCCUUUACCGGAAGUGGAUGCUUACUUCCACUUAUUGUUACUGGUAAGAUUACUUGAUAAAAAAGAGCUUGAAAAGGCUUCAAAAUGUUCGCGGGAUUUGAUGUCCAAAAUUGUGGGACAAAACAGAAGAACGUUGGAUUUGGUAGCAGCAAAAAGUUACUUCUACCAUUCUAGGGUAGCAGAAUUAAAUGGUGAUUUAGAAAGCAUUCGAGGCUUCUUGCAUUCUAGAUUGCGAACUGCAACCUUGCGUAAUGACUUCGAAGGACAAGCUGUCUUAAUCAAUUGUUUACUUAGAAACUAUCUGCAUUAUUCAUUAUAUGAUCAAGCUGAUAAAUUAGUAAACAAAUCUGUGUUCCCGGAAGCGGCCAGUAAUAACGAAUGGGCUCGUUUUCUUUAUUAUCUUGGUCGUAUAAAGGGUGCCAAGCUUGAUUACAGUGCUGCCCAUAAACAUCUUGUUCAAGCUUUGCGUAAAGCUCCGCAGCAUGCAGCUGUUGGUUUUCGUCAAACGGUGCAGAAACUAGUUAUCGUGGUUGAAUUACUAUUGGGAGACAUACCCGAGCGACAGAUUUUUAGACAAGCUGCCUUACGUCGUUCUCUUGGCCCGUACUUCCAGCUUACACAAGCUGUUCGCCUUGGAAAUUUACAACGCUUCGGAGAAGUUCUUGAAAAUUUUGGUGACCAAUUUCGUCAGGAUCAUACUUUCACUUUGAUCAUCCGCCUGCGACACAACGUUAUAAAAACUGCUAUUCGUUCUAUUGGCUUAUCUUACAGUCGUAUAAGUCCUCAAGAUAUUGCUCUUAAGCUAGGUUUGGAUUCUCCAGAGGACGCGGAAUUCAUAGUUGCGAAAGCCAUUCGUGACGGCGUCAUCGAAGCAACACUCGAUCCGGAGAAGGGGUACAUGCGCAGCAAGGAGAGUACUGAUAUUUAUUCGACGCGUGAGCCACAGUUAGCGUUUCAUCAGAGAAUUAGCUUCUGUCUGGAUUUGCACAACCAGAGCGUGAAAGCUAUGCGUUAUCCACCAAAAUCCUACGGCAAAGAACUUGAAAGUGCAGAGGAAAGACGCGAACGAGAGCAACAGGAUCUUGAACUUGCCAAGGAAAUGGCUGAAGAAGAUGAUGAUGGUUUCUAGAUGGAUGGUCUUACUUGUGACAGACUCAUAAUGAAAUAAUACAUCUAUAUAUGAUAUUCAGAUAAUCUAGCAGGAUAUACAUUAUUCAGUUUUCAAUAAAGCACAUUCUAUGCCUAUA